Molecule: messenger RNA, 1310 nt
Organism: Tarenaya hassleriana
Lineage: Eukaryota; Viridiplantae; Streptophyta; Magnoliopsida; Brassicales; Cleomaceae
Product: probable pectinesterase 8
Exons: 5
Coding region: 39-1262 (407 amino acids)
Biological process (GO): cell wall modification
Molecular function (GO): pectinesterase activity
Source: RefSeq, a predicted model, not a curated record
UAUUCUCCAUUAAUUCACCAUUUUGAUUUCCCAAAACAAUGGAACAUACAAAAUUUUCAUUAUCUCUAUCCAUUUUCAUUGCCAUAUUUGCCAUUUUGGCACCCCAAGCUCUCUUCAAAACAAACCCUAAAACCCUAAUCACCUCCUUAAUCGAACUCCGUGGUAUCAGAACAUUUUCAUCGCCGAUUCUAGAAUCCAUAUUCUCGUACGGAUAUUUUUCCCGUCAUCAUCGCCAUCACCAUCACCACCAUCAUCAUGAACCCUCGGACGAUAAAACCCGAAAAAGGGUAUCGGUAUGCGACGAAUUCCCGAAGGAUAUUCCACCUCCGGAUACCAACACGACGUCGACCUUGUGCGUGGACAAGAACGGCUGCUGCAACUUCACGACGGUUCAGUCAGCCGUCGAUGCUGUCGGAAAUUUCAGCCAGAAAAGGACUGUGAUUUGGAUAAACUCCGGCGUCUACUAUGAAAAAGUGUUGAUUCCGAAGACUAAGCCGAACAUAACGUUUCAAGGGCAAGGGUACGAGACGACGGCCAUAGCGUGGAACGACACAGCCUAUUCAGCUAACGGAACAUUUUACAGUGGGACGGUCCAAGUCUUUGCAUCUAACUUCGUUGCUAAGAACAUUAGUUUCAUGAACGUGGCUCCGAUACCGAAACCGGGGGAUAUAGGAGCACAAGCGGUGGCGAUAAGGAUAGCAGGAGACCAAUCUGUGUUCUUGGGAUGUGGUUUCUUCGGAGCUCAAGACACUCUCCAUGACGACAGAGGUCGACACUACUUCAAGGAUUGCUAUAUCCAAGGCUCCAUCGAUUUCAUCUUCGGCAACGGAAGAUCUCUCUACCAGGAAUGUCGACUAAUAUCCAUGGCGAACCCGGUUGCGCCGGGGUCGAAGGCGGUGGACGGGGCGGUCACGGCCCACGGGCGAGCCUCCAAGGACGAGAACAGCGGGUUCUCGUUCGUGAACUGUUCCAUCGGCGGCACGGGACGCGUCUGGCUCGGACGAGCCUGGCGUCCCUACUCCCGAGUCGUCUUUGCAUCCACCUUCAUGACCGACGUUAUCUCCCCCGACGGAUGGAACGACCUGAACGACCCUUCUCGCGACCAGACGAUAUUUUACGGGGAGUACAACUGUUCGGGGCCAGGAGCCGACAUGACGAAGAGGGCGGCCUAUGUCCAGAAGCUCAACGAUACGCAGAUUGCUUCUUUCAUUAACACUUCCUACAUCGAUGGCGAUCAAUGGUUACAGCUUUAUGAUUUAUAGACCUUUAACUAUAUAUUCCAAUAAAAAAAAAUUUAAUUCCCAUUUUAA